This is a messenger RNA of Apis mellifera (honey bee), 1284 nucleotides long. Its product is annotated as prostaglandin reductase 1. Gene Ontology annotation, biological process: prostaglandin metabolic process. Bases 248 to 1261 code for a protein of 337 amino acids. Gene Ontology annotation, molecular function: 15-oxoprostaglandin 13-reductase [NAD(P)+] activity; 2-alkenal reductase [NAD(P)H] activity. The record is from RefSeq and is a predicted model, not a curated record. The transcript has 4 exons. Gene Ontology annotation, cellular component: cytoplasm. Lineage: Eukaryota; Metazoa; Arthropoda; Insecta; Hymenoptera; Apidae.
GAUUUCCAGUUCCAAUUAUCAUUUAGUAAAGCAUAUAUAUGAUAGCAACCGAUAUAUUCACAUAAAAAAAAUAUUUCGUUAGCUGUGCAUGACUUUUAAUAUAUUUUAUCUUUUCGUAAUAAUGAAUACUCGUUUUUAGCUUCAAGUAAUAUUCUUUUAAAUCGUAUUGUGGAUUGUAUGAAAUUAUAAAAAAUAAAUUUACAAAAUAAUUACAUUUUCUAUCGUUUAUUAUAAAUAUUAAAAUAAAAUGAUAAAAGCAAGGAAAUUUAUUGUGUUAAAACAUUUUAAUGGAAAACCGAAAAAAUCAGAUUUACAAUUAAUUGAAGAAGAAUUACCUAGUCUUCAGAAUGGAGAAUUCCUUAUUGAAGCGGAAUAUCUUUCCUUGGAUCCUUAUAUGCGAGUUUAUAUGCUAAGAUAUCCAAUAGGUUCAACAAUGAUUGGCUCGCAAGUAGGCAAAAUCAUUGAGUCGAAGAAUCCAAACUUUCCAGUGGGGAAAAAGAUCAUUGCUGAUGUCGGUUGGAGAUCGCAUACAAUUAUAAAUCCAUUUCGUUGUAAUGUAGAAUAUGAAUUCAGGAAACCAAGGCUACUUCCUGAUAUACAAGACUUGCCAAUGUCGUUAUAUUUAGGAGUAUUAGGAAUGCCAGGAAAUACAGCCUAUUUUGGUCUUUUGGAAAUUUGCAAGCCAAAGAAAGGUGAAACUCUUGUUAUAAGCGGAGCUGGAGGAGCUGUUGGUUCUCAUGUUGGUCAAAUAGGAAAAAUUCUUGGGCUUACUGUCGUUGGUAUUGCUGGUUCAGAUGAAAAAUGUAAAUGGCUUGUGAAAGAGCUUGGUUUUGAUCAUGCUGUUAAUUAUAAAGAAGGAAAUCUUGAUGUUGCUUUGAGGAAAGCUGUACCAAAGGGAAUCGAUUGCUAUUUUGACAAUGUUGGAGGAGAUAUUUCUAGCAUUGUUAUGUAUCAAAUGAAACUCAACGGUCGCGUAGCUGUUUGUGGAUCUAUUUCUUCGUAUCACGCCGAUGCUUCAUCGUUACCAAAAGCGACGAUUCUUCAACCAACAAUGGUAUUUAAUGAAUUAAAGGUAGAAGGUUUUUUGGUCUCUCGUUGGGACAAUCGUUGGAACGAAGGUAUAGAAAAAAAUCUUCAAUGGGUGCGCGAAAAAAAAAUUCGUUAUCGCGAAACCGUUGUAAAGGGUUUCGAUAAUAUGUUUGAUGCAUUUGUUGACAUGUUAGAAGGAAAGAAUAUUGGCAAAGCUAUUGUUCAAGCUUGAAGAAAAAAAAAAAAUAUUGCGAU